GCUUCAUAUUCUGGCACCAUCAGCACAACAAUUACUGGAAAAACUUGUCAAAGGUGGGAUGCCAUACUUCCACAUGCACCAGUAUACGCCAUGGGCCCUGAACAUGCAAAUUACUGCAGAGCUCCAGAUAAUGACACACGAGUGUGGUGCAUGACAACAAACAUCACUACUCCAUGGGAGUAUUGUGAUGUAUCAGAAUGUGUUACGAGCACGACGGAAAUCACAACAAACGAAAUAACAGUUGUAGAGACGACAGCUGCCAUGACAACCAAAAUAACAAGUGCACAAGAAACCACAACACUUGAUACCCUGACAACCAAAACAAUACCACAAACUUAUGUGCAAACAACAAAUCAAAGUCCGCCACCAACAAAUACAAUAUACACAACAACCAAUUGCAGUGGUAGUUAUAUUUGUCCAUGUGGAAGCAGAGCAAUUUAUUGGAUGCAAUUCAAUCAAGCUAAUUUAACACAAGCAGAAAAGUUAGCAAUUUUAGACGAAGAAAAAGCACGACUACGGAAAAUUUUGAUAGUUGAUAAAACUAUAUUGACCUCGUAUAUACGUGCUCGAACAAGUGCCGAGGAUAAACGACCAAGCGCUAAGUCAAUAGGCCUUGUUGGAGCCCUCAUCUUAGUUAGUUUUGGUGUUAUUAUUGUGUUAUCGGACCUUAUGUCAUGUUUACCAAAACUAUACCAUCAUUUCAAAACCCGUCACUAAAUUAUAAAUUUGUCUUUUUAACAUGCAUACAAAAAUGUAAAUUACCACAUUUCUAAUAGUAAUUUAUAA
This is a messenger RNA of Mytilus trossulus (common blue mussel), 786 nucleotides long. Its product is annotated as coagulation factor XII-like. Gene Ontology annotation, molecular function: signaling receptor binding; endopeptidase activity. NCBI's taxonomy places the organism in Eukaryota, Metazoa, Mollusca, Bivalvia, Mytilida, Mytilidae. Bases 91 to 717 code for a protein of 208 amino acids. The record is from RefSeq and is a predicted model, not a curated record. The transcript is spliced from 2 exons.